Messenger RNA from Populus nigra (black poplar), 2126 nucleotides. RefSeq names its product cyclin-D2-1-like. Gene Ontology annotation, biological process: regulation of cyclin-dependent protein serine/threonine kinase activity; mitotic cell cycle phase transition. The record is from RefSeq and is a predicted model, not a curated record. The coding region runs from base 423 to 1484 and encodes 353 amino acids. The transcript has 6 exons. Gene Ontology annotation, cellular component: nucleus; cyclin-dependent protein kinase holoenzyme complex; cytoplasm. Lineage: Eukaryota; Viridiplantae; Streptophyta; Magnoliopsida; Malpighiales; Salicaceae. Gene Ontology annotation, molecular function: cyclin-dependent protein serine/threonine kinase regulator activity.
UUAUAUUUUGCUCGUACUAUUCCAUCUCUGUGAUUCUCAUGCCUAUAUUGCCCCCACCCUCUUCUCUCAACCUGCCUUUUACCCUAAAAAGAGCCACUCAUUCUCCCUUCAUAAACCCCUGCUUGGAGUAGCGGUCUUUUCAGCCCCCAACUUCGAUAGAUACUGGGUGAGAGACUGAUAAACAGAUAUACAGAGAGAAACACUUCACCUAUAUAGGUUUUGUUUUCACCUUCUUUUGUAAAAGACUAUUCUUUGUUCUUCUAUUCUUUGAUAUAAAAAUCUGUUCUUUGUUCUAAAACACAUCUAAAAUCUCUAUACACACACAAAAAUCCUUGCUUUGACACGCUUGCUGCUUGAUGAACUUUAUUGCCUAAAUAUACAACAGAGAAAAAGAGUGAUUUUUCGGAGAGGUAUUAUUAAAUAUGGCACCAAGUUUUGAUUGUGCAGUUUCAAACCUUCUAUGUGCGGAAGAUAAUAAUAGCAUCUUCGAUGAUAACGAUCACUAUGAUGCUACCGUGGAGGAGUUUGAGGCCACGUGGCAUCAUGGGAAUCAUCAAAUCUGUAAUCAAAACGGUGGUGGAGAUGGCGGGUGUUUGCCGAUGCAGAGUGAUGAGUGUUUGGUUUUGAUGGUUGAAAAGGAGUGUCAGCAUUUACCUAAUGGUGAUUACUUGAAGAGACUGAGAAAUGGAGACCUGGACAUGGGGGCUAGAAAAGAGGCUGUUGAUUGGAUUGCAAAGGUUCAUGCCCACUUCGGUUUUGGACCACUUUGUGCGUAUCUAUCAAUAAACUACUUGGAUAGAUUUCUCUCUGCCUAUGAAUUACCUAAUGGUAAACCUUGGAUGAUGCAGUUACUAGCUGUGGCAUGUUUAUCUCUUGCGGCCAAAAUGGAGGAGACUGAAGUUCCACUAUCUCUAGAUCUACAGGUGGGCGAAUCAAGAUUUGUAUUUGAAGCAAGAACUAUACAAAGGAUGGAGCUUCUUGUAUUGAGCACAUUGAGUUGGAGAAUGCAAGCAAUUACUCCUUUCUCCUUCAUAGACUAUUUCCUUAGCAAGAUUAAUAAUGAUCAGACCCCCCCACCUAAGUCUUUAAUCUUGCAAUCAAUCCAUCUCAUACUGAGCACAAUUAGAGGGAUUUACUUCUUGGAAUUUAGGCCUUCUGAGAUUGCAGCAGCUGUGGCAAUAGCUGUUGUGGGGGAAACCAAAACAGUGGACGCUGAGCAAGCAAUUUCUGUACUCACUCAACCUGUACAAAAGGAGAGAGUGCUGAAGUGUCUUCAACUGAUUCAUGAUUUGUCGUUGUUUGGUGGAUCUGUUAAGGGCACAAGUGCUUCACUCCUAUCAGUGCCCCAAAGCCCCAUUGGGGUGUUGGAUGCUGCAUGCUUGAGCUAUAGCAGUAACCACACAACUGUUGAGCCAUGUGCAAAUUCUUCACACAAUACCCCGGAUGCUAAAAGGAGGAAGCUAGACAAACCUUGCGAGGCGUAGUUACAAAAUGAAAGUUGGAUUCUUUUACCUAGCUUCUAUUUGAUUUUGUUACAUAGGAGUUUUUGGUGUGCUAUGAAGGUGUUGCCAAAGAAAAUCCCCCUAAAUCCAACAAAAGGAAGGCAGAAAGAGAUGAUGGUAGAGAGGGAUGGAGUUGAAAAGAACAAAAAAAAUCUGAAAAAAAGCUUUUAUAAAUGGAGUUCAAUAAGUUGGGUCAUGAUUAGAGGAUGGAUGCAGAGUGGGAUCGAGCUGCGGCAUGCACUUGGCAUGAAAAGGACAGUCACUGCUGUUAAAUUAGACUUCUUAACGGCUAUAGACAAGGAGUAGAAAAGAUAAAAAAAAAAAAAGUUUUUUUUAGAUACAGUUUGUCCCCGGGUUUGGUUCUUUGGUUAAAAGAAAAUUUAAAAAGGAAAAAAAAAGAGAGAAAAGGGUAGUGGUAUGAGAUAAUAUCGUAGUAUUUGCAGAAAAUUCAGCUGGAUAUUCAUUACCAGUUUGUUCAAUCAUUUUUGCUUUUUAUCGAGGAUUGGAAGAAAAAAGAGAAAUAUGGUACAGAACAAUCAAUAUGAACUGAUAUAAAUAUAUAGUGUUUUUGUUUUGAUCUUUUUUCAAAUGUAAGAUAACUUAUAAAAUAUGGAUUUCCCUGUU